AUGCCGACGGAAGAAACUAAGGUCUUCAAUGCUGUCUCCAGUCCCACCACUCUACCUCGACUCGAGUCCGUGUCAGCUCAAGACGAUAUACAGACUACUACUGAAGGGCAUAUCACCAUCCCGUCCGAGAGAACCGAUCAUGUUCAAUAUCCCACAGAGCCAGAGUCAUCCUUGGACACAAUAGACGCCACCGCCGAUAAUGUCGACUCCCAUUUAAUGGACGUCCAACCCAACGAGUUCCUCCUCCCAUCCCAGCCGGCUCACCAUUUCCCCGAGUGGCCCACGCCCCAGGCCAUCCAGACGCUGGAUCUUUUGAAAGGCUUCUCGCCGCAGCUGAUCGGCGCAUCGGGAGAAUCAGACCCCUGGCUGCUGCGGCAUUGCAAGUUCGAUGACCAUGGCUUCCUGCUGUUUCAUCAGGUUCAUUUCCGCAAUGCCGGCGGGGUGCCGCUGGACGAAAAGAUCCCGGUUCAUUUCCUCGUCGCGGCAGACCAGUUGUAUGAGCCUGCUAGGGAGAGCACGAGGUUUGCACAGAAGGAGUCUAUCAGAGAUGAGCUGAACUUCUUGAUUGCCCCGGAAUGCGGCCAGAGACUGGUGGCUCUCUUCAUGAAAUUCGUCUUCCCGACUCUGCCCAUCAUCUCGCGAUCACAACUCGGAUUGACAGGUUUUCGCACCACACCAGAUCAACAUGUCCUGCAAUCCAUGCCCACGCAUUUACUCGCAGCCAUCUACGCCAGCGCACAGCCAUUCGCCAAAUUCGACGAGUACCUCUCAAUCCUAAACGCAUACACAACCCCACCCACAGACCGGCUCUGGCGCAUGGUCCUCGAGAACCUCCUCGAGGAAAUCCACACGCCGCACCUGGCAACCGUACAAGCAGGUCUACUGUAUCUGCACAAACCAUGCGAAGGAAACCAGAGCACCGUCGCAGACAGUCCGUUUGUGUGGUCGUUUGUCGGAAUUCUCGUCGGGCUGGCAACAUCCUUGGGGCUUCAGUUGGAAUGCCGGCCCAUGGGCCUCCCGGCCUGGGAGCGACGACUGCGCCGACGACUCUGGUGGGCUGUCUAUGCAGAGGAUAAAUGGCGCAGUCUGCUGAUGGGGCGUCCGCCGUAUAUUCGGGACAAUGAGUGGGAUGUCACAGAUCUGGAUGAGGAGGAUUUCCGGUUGGAUCGGAUUCGGGUUGACUCGCUGGUUUCGCCGCAGAACCACUCUGGGGAUGAUGUGCUGUAUGCGCAGCAGUUUCAGCAUUUUGCUCGCCUGUCGCGCAUUGCUGACGAGGUACAGCAACGCCUCUUCUCCCUGCGCGCAUCCCAGCGAUUAUCACCAAACUUCACCAAAUCUCUCGAGACAGCACGCCCCCUUCUACAAAGACUCCGGGUGUGGUAUUCACACCUACCAGCGCCACUAAGACAACAAAACCGGCUCUUCGCCACAAUCGACCGCACCGGCCCGCAAUCCAACUGCCUGCAUUUUUCCUACGUUCUUCUGGAGGUAUUCAUCUUCCGCGCGCUGCUACGGCCAAUGGUUCGGUCCGCCACGCCGCCGCGCCUCUUCGAAGAGACCGAGGACGCAACGAGCUUCGCCGCCAUGGUCGAUGACUACAUUUCGCAGAUCAUCGAGGCCGACGAGGUCGAGCCUGUGCCGGCCAUCGACAUGUCCAGUGCGAACGGGGAGGGCAAUGCCGUGCUCAAGGCGGCAGAGAACUGUGCUGCGACGAUGUUGCGGUUGGUUGUGAGGAUGGCGUGUAGUGACCUGGCUGGAUUUUGGUAUUCCUGGUGUCGAAUCGGCUUCGCCACUGUCUCGAGCUUCAUGAUGCUGCUAGUCGUCCAAGCCCCGUCCAAAGACCACGCCAUCCGCGCCCGCCGCCUCGUGUACAUGUGGCGCCAGGCACUGCGCAACCAGAGCAAAGGGUGCGAGCUGAUGAAUCUGGCGCUGGUCCGGCUCGACGGACCGCACUGGACAGGGUGGUCACGGAAUUUUUUUCUUCCCAAGCAUGUCAAGGAAGCCUUGGAUUGCACUGUUGAUCAGUGA
Penicillium alfredii is the source of this 2028-nucleotide messenger RNA. RefSeq names its product fungal specific transcription factor domain-containing protein. Gene Ontology annotation, cellular component: nucleus. The transcript has 5 exons. The record is from RefSeq and is a predicted model, not a curated record. Gene Ontology annotation, molecular function: DNA binding; zinc ion binding. NCBI's taxonomy places the organism in Eukaryota, Fungi, Ascomycota, Eurotiomycetes, Eurotiales, Aspergillaceae. The coding region runs from base 1 to 2028 and encodes 675 amino acids. Gene Ontology annotation, biological process: DNA-templated transcription.